Molecule: messenger RNA, 2404 nt
Organism: Anopheles aquasalis
Lineage: Eukaryota; Metazoa; Arthropoda; Insecta; Diptera; Culicidae
Gene: sav
Product: scaffold protein salvador
Biological process (GO): negative regulation of cell population proliferation; positive regulation of apoptotic process; hippo signaling
Cellular component (GO): cytosol
Molecular function (GO): protein binding; molecular adaptor activity
Source: RefSeq, a predicted model, not a curated record
GUUUAUUUUCUGUGUUUCUUUUCGGCUUUCCCUCGGCAUUUCCUCCUCAAAUUCGGAUGCCCUGGGGAAUCCCAUCAUUCUUCCGGCCGUGCCGAGUGUCCGUAUAACCGCACCGCACCGAGCUGUGCAAAAUGCGUUAAAAAAAUACGCUUAGCAUUGGGAUCAUAGUGCGCGGUGAGCGGAGGAACGGAGCUGUCGAUCCGAAGGCCGAGAGAUGUUGUCCCGAAAAAGCAAGGAUAAGUCCAUCAAAGAAGGGGUGGUGGGCAAAUACGUGAAAAAGGACACGCCACCGGAAAUUCCAAUCAUCAACGUCUGGACGGCGGAGCAGAGUAAAAGCAAGUUGGCCAAAGCGCGCCGCAGUUCGCAGCAGCAAGUGGUCUCGAAUGUCGGUCAACCGCCGGGCAUGCCAUUGACCGCCAACAAUAACAUACAAAAUGUUCAAAAGUUUGGUAAUUCGAAGGUGCUGGCGAAGGUCGGUGGUCUUGGCCACGAAGGCAAGUACACACCGAGCAAUAACGUGCCAAACUUGGCGCACAAGUUUGUGAAUCUAAAUCUGAACAACGACCAUCUGGGCAUGGUUGGAUCGGUCAACGCUGGAAUGAAAGAUAGGCAGCAGCAACAGCUACCACAGCUGAUGACGAAAAAUCCCGCACUUGCCAUGGGGAGCAGCGCGGCGGCGGUGAUGGUUCACGAUUCGCGCAACAACAACAGCCACGGGAACUACGUGGACAUUGACACGAUCGAUCAAAUACUGAUGCAACAAACCGAUGCCAAUCAGUAUCGACUCCAUCAGCAUCAGCAACAGCAGCAGCAGCAACAACAGCAACAGCAAGACCAACAAUUGCAGCAGCAACAGCAGCAGCUACAGCAGAUACAACAACAACAGCAACUCAUUCAUCAACAAUACGUGAACAACUUUGAGCGCAAGUAUUCGUACAAUCAGCUGCACAACAGUAACAACCAUCGGAAUGGUUUCGAAAGUUAUGGAAAUUUGCUUCGCAACGGAAGCCCGGGUGCAACGCAAGGCGUAUCGGGGAACGAUCAGACUCAUUUCAUUCGUCAAUAUUCAACCCGCCAAACGCCGCAGCCGCAACCACCACCAAACUCGCAAUCCUCAGCCCAACAACAGCAGCAGCAGCAGCAGCAACAGCAGCAGCAGCAACAGCAGCAGCAGCAGCAGCAGCAGCAGCAACAGGCAAUAGCCAACGAUCAUCAUUAUCCGAUUUAUGAAAAUCAAUCGCAGUUGAUUGUCCGCUCAGAGUCACCGAUCUAUAGCAACACCAAUUCUGGUACGAUCUAUCAGAACUACAGCAACAAUUCAUCACAUCAGUCGCUGUACUCGAACGUGUGCAUCGGUGGACAGCAACCCGGACCGAGCAGUUCGUCCAACUACCUUGCCCUGGCACAACCUCAAACGCAAUCACAGCCACUGUACUCCAACGUGAUCAUCGGUACGAACGAAGCGAACGGUAUGACGUACGGUGAGGUCGUGCUGCACAGUACUCGGCAUGUAGGACAGGGUGGAAACCAGCGUGCCAUUGCACAAGCUAGUGCCGCUGCCGGUGGUCCCGGUCCCGGAAGUGAGAGUAGUGAAGAAGAGCUAAUGUUGCCUCCCGGCUGGUCCGUGGAUUAUACGUUGCGGGGCAGAAAGUACUACAUUGAUCACAACACCAAAACCACGCACUGGGCCCAUCCACUCGAUCGCAAAGCCCUACCGACCGGUUGGCAACGGAUCGAAGCAGCUCAGUAUGGAACGUAUUUCAACUACAUUACUGGACAGGCGGAACAAACGUUACCAUAUCUGGCCUCGUGCUAUCUGACGCACGCUGCCCCGGUUGAGAUUCCGCGCCCAUUAGUGCCUCACUUUUCGCGCCACAGUGCGCUAGUACCGGCCAAUCCGUACAACACGGAGAAGGUGCCGGAGUGGCUGUUUCUCUACGCAAAGUCUUCCUCCGAAAAGGAUCACAUCAUCAAGUGGGACAUGUUUCAGUUGCAGCAGCUAGAAGAUUUCCUCGGUAUGAUGAAGAAGUUGUACCGCCAGGAGUGUAAUAUUAUCGUGGCCAAGUACGAAGUGAUCCGGAUACAAAUACACUCCCGUAUGCAGGACAUUCGUCGCAUGUGAGAAAGGCCGGUAGAUGCGGUGCGCUGGAAUGGACGCAAAUAUGUGAUAUCUGACAGUUCCUUGUUCAACAUUUCACAUCAGAGAUUGUGAUACGACCGAUCUGCCUUUGGAGAUGGUUUUCCUAACAACAAUCUACGCCUUCGCAAGACUUCAUCAGUACUAUCAUCACACACGGACUCCGGGACGACGGGUCAGGGGGUUGGGGUACAACGAAACGCAAAUCACACGAUUCAUGGAUAUACGAUCAUUUUAUCUACACUAAUAAAGCAAAUUAACAUACGA